AUGAAAGACGGUGAUUCUGAUAAAUCUUAUAGAUUUUUCUUAAGGAAAAGGGAUAGUCAUAGUUCAUCUACCAGUUCAUUGAUAUCAAGUGUUGGAUCUAAUAGUAGCAAUUCCGAUGAAAAGAAAAAGAAACGAUCACAUUUAUCAUUAACACGAUUUCUUAAAAAGUUCAAACAUGAAGAAAAGGAAGAGAAGAAAAGAUUACAUUUUUUACCUCCUCAUAGUUCAGAAUUAUACAAGAAGUAUACAAAAGGAAGAUUAUUAGGUUCAGGGGCCAGUGGGUCGGUAAAUCUACUUCAAUUGAAAACUGACCCCACUAAAAUCUUUGCUGUAAAGAAAUUUCGAAGUAAAUUACCCAAUGAAUCUGAAAGUGAUUAUAAAGUCAAAGUUAAUAAUGAAUUCAAGAUCGGUGAAAUAUUACAUCAUGAAAAUUUAAUUCACACUAUAGAAUUGAUCAAAGAAAGUAAUGGAAUUUUGAGUAAUAUAGAAUAUUAUAUCAUAAUGGAAUAUUGUAAGUAUGACUUCUUCAAUUUGGUUAUGAGUAGAUUAAUGACAAGCGAAGAAGUCCAUUGUUAUUUUAAACAAAUCAUUAAUGGAGUGGAAUACUUACAUUCAAUUGGUUUGGCUCAUAGAGAUUUGAAAUUAGAUAAUUGUGUAGUGAAUUCUCAGGGAAUAUUAAAAUUGAUUGAUUUUGGUUCAGCAGUACAAUUUAGGAAACUGUCCACUCAUGAAGAUUUGACCCCCGAUGAAACAAUCAUUGUGGGAGAAAGUAAAUAUAAAUUAAUAUUAUCCAAAGGUGUGGUUGGUAGUGAUCCAUAUUUAGCACCAGAAGUUUUUGAUGAAGAAGGUUAUGAUGGUAGAAAAGUUGAUGUUUGGUCAAUUGCAAUCAUUUAUUGUUGUAUGAUAUUAAGAAGAUUCCCAUGGAAAUUACCUAAAACAAGUGACAAUUCCUAUAAACAAUUCAUUCAAGAUGAUAGAAAGUUAUUAGCAUUAUUACCAGAAAAUAGCAGGUCAAUGAUAAAGCGAAUGUUAGAUACUAAAGACAAACGUAUUUUGUUAGAUGAAGUUAAACAACAUGAAUUUUAUGAAAAGAUUGAAUACUGUACUACGGGUAAUUCACUUCAUCAACACAAUUUAGUUACUGAAGAAGAAUUAGAACAAAUCAAUAAGGAGAGGGAGGUUUUAAAAAAAUUAAAGAAUACAGGUAUAGCAUAG
Yamadazyma jaroonii is the source of this 1215-nucleotide messenger RNA. Lineage: Eukaryota; Fungi; Ascomycota; Pichiomycetes; Serinales; Debaryomycetaceae. The record is from the annotation of a GenBank genome assembly.